Molecule: messenger RNA, 508 nt
Organism: Musca domestica (house fly)
Lineage: Eukaryota; Metazoa; Arthropoda; Insecta; Diptera; Muscidae
Exons: 3
Coding region: 96-413 (105 amino acids)
Source: RefSeq, a predicted model, not a curated record
UCUCUCUCGUUGGAAGUAUAAAAACGAAUUACUCAACUGCCACUUUGUUAGUUUAUGACAGGCUGGCUGUUUGAAGAAAUUAAUUAUUUAAAACAAUGAAAUUAGUUUACGCCUUUACACUUUGCAUUGCUGCUAUUGUUUUUGUGCAUCAAUUGCCAGGAACCUCUGCUGUCACGGAACCUGUGUGUGCCUAUAGAAAUUCUCAAGAUGAUACGGUCUUCUUGAAAUAUCUACCCUAUGCCAAGCGUGGUGAAGAAUAUGUGGAUUUUGGCACUGAUGGCAAGUGUUUGAAGAAGGCAACCUGCAGCGAUACCUUCAAAACCGUGGUUGAUGAAUGCAAACAAUUCCCCGUUACCUGUGCCAAUAAAAAACGUUACGAUGGUGUAUUUCCUGCUUGUUGUGUUAAGUGCUAAAAUGUCUUGAUGACGGAUUUUUGUAACAUAUAUAAUAUAUAUACUAUAUAAAUAUAUAUAAAUACACUUUUUUAAGAAUAAAAAUUAAAAUCAAA